Molecule: messenger RNA, 3056 nt
Organism: Myzus persicae (green peach aphid)
Lineage: Eukaryota; Metazoa; Arthropoda; Insecta; Hemiptera; Aphididae
Product: arylsulfatase B-like
Exons: 8
Coding region: 578-2281 (567 amino acids)
Source: RefSeq, a predicted model, not a curated record
ACAAGCACUACGGUCGUGUCCGUUGAAAUUUCGCGCGUCAUCCGGGUAUAUUCGAAAUAAUAAUAUAUCAUCGUGUGUGUAGGUGUUUUAUGUCCAUUUACAAUCACAGUACUAUUUUAAAUAUAUAUUAAUAAUAAUAAUAAUAAUAUAUGAUAAUCGAGAUACCCGCGAGUCGCGCUAUACACCGUGCAAAUCGUACCGAAUUGCAAUAUAAUAAUACAUACCUUAUAUAUGUAUAAUACUCUCGUCGAAUACUUGGAAUACCUAAGUGAAAAGAUAUAAUUUUACAAUAAUAAAUCAUUGACGGCACACUUUGCUGACGGUAGCAGUAGCGAUUUUUCUUUCCCGUCCAGGCGCGAAUUAGGACACAAUUAUAGGGAAAAAAAGAAGAGGGAAAAACCCGUUGUUUUCCAUUUUAGUCUGUAUCGUUGUAAUAUUAUUUUUUUCCUCCGCCUCCGUUCGGAAAACCAAUCUCAGCUAGGCCACCAUAAUCGCGUUCAAUACCUAAAUACACUCUCGCAAAACUUCGUCGCAGUCACUAGCACCGCCAUCGCCGCCGCCCACACGCUGCGGACUCAUGGAAGUUACACGGUCAUCACUGUGGGUCCUGGUCGCAUUUGCAGCCGUCCUGCAACCAGCCCGAACUCAGUCUUCCAAGCCGAACAUCAUUUUCAUUUUGGCCGACGAUUUGGGAUGGAACGAUUUGAGUUUUCACGGUUCCGACGAGAUUCCGACACCUAACAUUGAUGCACUGGCAUUCAACGGUAUUGUGCUCAACAAUCUAUACACUCAACCGGUUUGCACGCCGUCUCGGGUGGCUCUAAUGACUGGAAAGUAUCCCAUUAAAUUAGGUAUGCAAGGUCCUCCGACUUAUGGUGCCGAACCGAAUGGCUUACCGCUAUCUGAGAAACUGUUACCGGAAUACCUCAGAGAAUUAGGAUAUACGACUCGAGCUAUAGGAAAAUGGCACUUGGGCUUCUACAAACCAGCCUAUACACCCACAAGACGAGGUUUCGACUCGCACUUUGGCUACUACACCGGAUACGUCAGUUACUACGAUUACAUACUCCAAGAUGUCUACCAGAACUUCGGUGAAUUCCACGGGUUUGACAUGCGACGGAACGACACGAUAGCAUGGGACGUGGUCGGCAAGUACGCCACAGACGUGUUCACAGACGAGGCUGUGCGACUGAUCAAAGAACAGCCGGCCAACCGGCCACUGUUCAUGUAUCUAGCACACGUGGCCGUCCAUACAGGCAACAGGGGUAAGAAUUUGGAGGCACCGCAGUCCGAAGUCAACAAGUUCAAUCACAUUUUGGACCCGAACCGCCGAACUUACGCAGCGAUGGUAUCCAAACUAGACGAGUCUGUGGGUCGAGUAGUGGAAGCACUAACAGAAAAGAAAAUGCUGCAGAAUACCAUAAUCGUGUUCAUGUCAGAUAAUGGAUCACCGUCGUUCGAUAGUUCCGGUCGGAAUUUCGGACCCAAUGCCGGUGUUACAGCCAACUGGGGUUCCAAUUUCCCGUACAGAGGCAUAAAAAACACGUUGUGGGAAGGUGGUGUUAAGAGUGCGUCAUUUAUCUGGGCUCCAUAUUUCCAGGAAAAUCCUCGAGUUUCCAAACAGCUCAUGCAUAUUACUGAUUGGUUGCCGACGUUAUACUCAGCUGCAGGUGGAAAUCCAGGAUUUUUACCGAAAAAUCUGGAUGGACUCGACCAAUGGACAUCUCUGACAUUAAAUUUACCAUCGCAACGUAGUUUCGUUUUACUCAAUAUAGAUGAAAAACAACGUUAUGCAGGUAUUCUCAAAGACAACUGGAAAUUAAUCGUUGGUUCGACAGCGAACGGGUCACUGGACGGGUUCUUCGGGGCGACCAGACCGCGGACCCCGUAUAACGCUACCGCGGUUCUGUACAGCCCUGCCGGCCGCGCGCUCGCCCGACUGUCGGACUCGCUGCCGUUCGCCACCGGCGGCGGAGGACCGACUAGCGGCGUCCGCGACCUGUUGGCCAUGCGGUACGAGGCGACGGUCCGGUGCAACCCGUCGGCGGCGGGACCGCGCACCCAGUCGCCGUGUCCGUCCGGCGAGGCGUGUCUGUUCGACUUGUUGGCCGACCCGUGCGAGACCAACAACGUGGCCAAGAAGUACGUGGCCGUCAGCGGGCAGCUGUACGAGGCGCUCAAGUACUACAGGCGGCUGCUGGUGCCGCAGACCAACCGGCCUUUCGACCCGGCCGCCAACCCGGCCAGGUUCAACAACACGUGGUCCAGCUGGACUUACUGACCGGCUGCGAACAUCCAACCGUCCGACCAACCCGUCGUACACGGGGCUGUGAAUCUAAUAAUUGCACUUACCUAACGAAUAUUCCCUUAAAACAGAUUCCGGUGUACCCACACUAAAAAAUUGCAAUUGACGUUCGAAAUAAGUAUCGAGCUCAGUUCAGUCUACCAUAUUGAACCAUAUUUUGUUUUUUCGUUUAUUAUUUUAGUUGACAAAAAUAAUAUUUUACUUUGUGGGAGAUGGUUCGAGUUUGAUCAAAAUUUGUUUUACGCUAUGUUUGCAGGUACCAAUAAUAUACCUGCUAUAAUCACGCGUACAUAAUAUUUAAAAAAAUUAAUAAUGCAUUGUUUUUUAAAUCCAAAUUGCGCGUGCGUUUGCUUGUAUUUUGACAACACAUAUUAAGUGCACGCUUAUUCUACAAUUUUUUAUGCAUUCAAUUCACAGCCCUUUGUAUGCUCAGUGGCGCAUACAGCAUCCUUGGGUAACGCUGCUGUUGUUUAAAUGUAUUGAUACGUAUAGACGAAUUAAUUAGGUGCCAAAAAAACAGUGGGCAGAUCAGCUGUCGCUAUAUACAGUAGGUAAUUAGUUGAAAAAAUAUAAUUUAACAUUCUCAAAGUAAUUUACAACUUUACUAGUAACUUUCCGUCAGUACCAUGGCUAUGUUAUUGUUGCGUGGUUACUAUAUUAUAUUGUACGAUCACAAGAAACAACAAGUAAUUUCAGCACAUUUUUUAGACGAGAUAAAUAAUUCUUUUCUACUCACAAAACGCUUUUUUUU